AUGGCGGCCCCGGUCGCUCCGCUCGAUGAAGACUGGGAGGAUUUUAACGAAUUCAAAGCGGCUGAUUCGCACAGCAGCUGGACCGCGGCACCGGAGAAUUCACCGCAGACCCAAAGCUUCGCAUCCUUCGACGAGACGCUGAGCGCGAGCUUCCCGUACUCCGGCAGCGCGUGCACGAGCGUCUCAGUGAGCGAGCGCGAGCUGCUGCGCGACGACGAACAGAACUGGAGCUUGCGUGGUCUGUGCAUGUCUGAGCUGCUGGAGCGUCUGGAGGAGGUGGAGCGACAGAUCCGUGGUUUCUCUGAGGAGCUGAUCGAUCAGCUGGCAGUGAGGGAGGAGCUGGACUAUGAGAAGGAGGUGAAGAACACGUUCAUCUCGGCACUCAUCCACGUGCAGAACCGACAGAAAGAACAUCGAGAGCUGCUGAAGAAAAAGAGGAAGAUAAAGACCACAGGCGCCGAACAGAGAUCCAACCGCUCGCAUGUGCCAGGAACCUAUCUGACGACGGUGAUCCCUUACGACAAGAGCAGCGGAGCGCCGUCUGUAGAAGACCUGCAGAUCCUGACCAAGAUUCUUCAUGCCAUGCGUGAGGACAGUGACACAGUUCCUGCUCUUCUCACCGACUACAUCCUCAAAGUGUUGUGUCCCACGUAGAGUUUCUGGAGCAGAAAAGCAGCUAAUAUCAUCGGCACGUCAAACAUCUGAUCCUCUGCAUCUCUCCAGAUAAUCAUGCACAGAAUUGACCCACCAGUGGCAUUUAUUUCUCAGUCUGAAUGUGUGUUUUGUUUUGUGUAGAUGUUAUUUUGUGUGGGAGCUUGAGUGCAGUAUUCAGUUUAUGUCCGAAUGCAGUUCACAUUUCACUCACUGACAGAUUCCACUAGUUAUCGCAGAGCAGCUGUCAAAAAUCAUGCACGUUUGCAUCAUAUUCAGUUUGUUUUAGCACAGAUCUAGAUGCAAGAUUUCCCUUAUUUGAUCUUUUCAUCAGAUGAAAUGCGAUUUCAGGAAGUUUUAAGCUGCUGAUGGCUGAAAAUCAUAGAAUGAUUUCAAAGCAAUCUCUUCAGCAAAGGCAGGUACAUAUAUCUGUGUAGGAAAAGUUUAUGUGGCUGCAAAAUCUAAACGUUUAUCAUAUCGGAAUGAAAUAGUUCAGUCAUGCUGAACAGAUUUAGUGGUACUUUUUAAAACACAACAUUUAUUUCAUUGCCAGUUACUAGAUGAUCAAACUCUGUUUUUGUUCUGUUCGACCAGCUUUCUAACAUUUCUCUAUAACAGUAUUAAUAUUGAGUUGAUAAGGAGUGAACGGCACAAGUAUUUGCUGCCAGUUUAAGUGAAAUCUGUGAGAUCUCAGCAGUGGAGGAAGGACAUGUUUGACUUUUAUCAGAUCUCUGGGCUGGAUUUCUGUUUUAAACUAUGAAGAGCUGAAACACUUAUAAUUGAGAAACACCUCUGUCUGUCCUCACUAAGGUCCUGUAAGAAGAUUAAAUGAUUGUCUCUGGUUUAUUAGUUUUUGUUGAAACAGAUUGGAAGUGAUCUUUUUGUAUGUGUGGCUAUAAAAACUGAAUGUCGCUUUUUGAUGGAGAGGUUGAGAUUUUGUUGAGUCUUGUAGAUGCACGACCUUAAAGCAAUAGUUCACCGAAGAAAAUGAAAAUUUGCUGAAAAUCUCCUCACCCUCAGGCCA
This is a messenger RNA of Sinocyclocheilus grahami, 1675 nucleotides long. RefSeq names its product fasciculation and elongation protein zeta-2-like. The record is from RefSeq and is a predicted model, not a curated record. Lineage: Eukaryota; Metazoa; Chordata; Actinopteri; Cypriniformes; Cyprinidae. Gene Ontology annotation, cellular component: cytoplasm; axon. The transcript is spliced from 6 exons. The coding region runs from base 1 to 654 and encodes 217 amino acids.